Molecule: messenger RNA, 957 nt
Organism: Quercus lobata
Lineage: Eukaryota; Viridiplantae; Streptophyta; Magnoliopsida; Fagales; Fagaceae
Exons: 2
Coding region: 1-957 (318 amino acids)
Source: RefSeq, a predicted model, not a curated record
AUGUUGCUGCCCCUACUGCUAAAGUGGCUUCCGUCCAGGCUGGGAAGAAGGAAGUCUAAAUCAAUCUCGAGUACUGUGGAUCUGGACGACCUCCCCAGUCGUCGUGGCCACAAAAAACAAAAGCCAAGGACUUCUCUCCCAAAGGUUCCCAAGUUCGUGCCAUCAACAGUGAACUUGGACGAGCCUGUGGUGGACGUGGAGCCCGUCCAAACGGUUCAUCCUGUUCCGUCUGAUCCUCCCCCUGCUCCCAAAACUUCUCACAAGUCUGGCUCGUCUGAAUCCUCUGAUCGUCCCUCUAAUUUGGUUCUGGACGAGGGUUAUGCAUGGAGGACGUUCAAAGGGAUCGUCACUGAUCAUGAGGUUAACGAAUGUUACAACAUGUCAGUGAAGGAGUUUGAGCGUUCUGGCAUCCAUGACCUUUUCAAGGCUAUGUCAAAGUUUUAUACAGCGACCUGCCAGGCCAAGGAGCUUGCUACAGAGGCCAAGACAGCCAAGGAUAAGGCUAAGGAGCUGGGCCAUGAGGUUUUGCUUAAGAAGGGGGAGGUCAUUAGGUUGACAGAGGAUUUUAAUCGUCUGCUGGGAAGCGAGACGAAGUUGAAGAACGAAGUAGAGGAGCUCAAAGCUGACAACUUAGAGAAGGAUACCCGCAUCGUCCAUCUCGAGGGACAAGUUUCAGAGCUUACCUCGUCCUUGGAGAAGGCACGUGAGGAAGCAAUUGCUGCCUUUAAGAAGUCUGACGAGUACAAGAAUCGUCUAGACAGUCAUUAUGCAGCUGGGUAUGAAGACUUCCGUGCUGAUGCCAAUGAGGCGUAUCCUGAUUUGGACUUCAACUCGUUCAAGCUCCCUCUUGCUACAGAGAGUUCCGCGUUGCAGACGAGUUCCGAGGAUGUCAACAUCAUGGACGAUGCUAACACUGAAGUCAUUCAGGACGAUCCCAAGACGAGCUUGCCCAAGUGA